AUGAAAAUCUUCUAUCAAGGACUUAAAGAAGAAGCGAAGGAUGACAUUUAUCGAGAAGAUCGUUUUAAAUUGUUUAACUACUUCGUCGAGAUGGUCAUUAAGGCGGACAACCCAGCAAACCACGAUGAACCUCUACCGCGUAUGGAUACCAUGCUGGACCUAUGGAACUUUGAACUUAACGCCCCGAAUAAAGAAAAGGGAAAGACUUGUUAUAACUGUGGCAAGACUGGACAUUUUGCGAACAAGUGUAGAGCCCCAAAGAAGCCAUGGAAGCUAAUUCCUGAAGGCAGGGAACUCCAUGCCGCAAAUCGAGAAAACUUGCCCACACGAAACCUUAGUCUGGCAAGCAACGAAGCAAAUCACACGUCAGCAAACAACACCAGUUCGGAUGAAGAUUGGGAAUUCGGAACCCAACCAGUACCCGAUGACUUUUGGAAACACUGGACACCAUCACCAAAGACUCCGACGGUACGAGUCUGCGCUUGCAGCCAAAUCGGGACGGAACGGCCGAGUUACGAGGAUUGCACGAACGCUGUUACGCGGUAUCGUGUAAAGGGGCACAGAUGGAAUGAGAAUCCAUCCUAUGUUUCAUAUAUCGCUACUGGAGAAAGCACUAGAUAA
Metarhizium acridum CQMa 102 is the source of this 621-nucleotide messenger RNA. Lineage: Eukaryota; Fungi; Ascomycota; Sordariomycetes; Hypocreales; Clavicipitaceae. The record is from RefSeq and is a predicted model, not a curated record.